Molecule: messenger RNA, 2634 nt
Organism: Xyrauchen texanus (razorback sucker)
Lineage: Eukaryota; Metazoa; Chordata; Actinopteri; Cypriniformes; Catostomidae
Product: tektin-3-like
Exons: 7
Coding region: 85-1551 (488 amino acids)
Biological process (GO): cilium assembly; cilium movement involved in cell motility
Cellular component (GO): nucleus; sperm flagellum; microtubule cytoskeleton
Source: RefSeq, a predicted model, not a curated record
GUGAGACAGCCACACACAUGCAGCACAGACAUAUAGUUAUUAACCACAGAUUUCCAUAGAAAUAGGUGGCCAUUUGAUUGACACAUGGAGCUAAUUGGAUCCACCCAAAUGGCUACUUACACUCGGCCUAAAACUAGCCACUUCCUACCAGCCAUUUCCACCAUGGCAUCUAGCUACAGGAGCCACCAGCCUGCCUUGACCUACAACCAGAAUUCAAACAUGCCCUGGAGGACUAAUUCUUACUUCAGGAGUGGCAGUGCUAUCCCGACUGCAGCAGGCCUUCAAAGAGACAACCUGGAAUUGGUCCGGGCCAAGACCAUGUUCUACCCCUCAAAUAGGACUGCUCUUAGUACAUGGUACAUGCCAAAUGACUGGUACAAGUCCAACCAGAGUAACUACAGGGAGUCGGAGUCGUCCCGGAACAGUGCGGAAAGGCUUCGGAGGGACACUAUCCGGCUGAUCCAGGAUAAGGACCAGCUGACCCGCAAAACUCAGGAGACCACCAGCAAGAAUAUUGGAGAGAGGCUAAAUGACAUCAGCUUCUGGAGAUCUGAGCUCAAUCAUGAGAUAGACAACAUGGUGACAGAGAUAGCGGCACUGACCGAGGUAAAAAGGAGGCUUGAAAGAGCAAUCGCUGAGACUGAGGGACCACUUCAGGUGUCUCAGGAAUGUUUGUUCAACCGAGAGAAACGGAUGUCUAUUGACCUGGUUCAUGAUGAUGUAGAGAAAGAUCUAAUUAAGGAGGUAGAGGUGAUUAGGUCAUGUCAAGAGAGAAUGAGACGACAUUUAGACCGAGCCAUUGCUCAACUAGCGUUGAAUCGAGCAGCACAGCAUGAGCUAGAGAGAGACUUGAGUGAUAAAGUCACGGCACAGAGAAUUGACGACAGGUGUCACCAUCUCAGAAACACGUCUGAUGGUAUAAGCUAUUACAGAGGAAUCGAUCGCCUGGACCCCUCAGUCAGUCUACCAGACUCCUGGUCCAAGUUUACUGAUGACAACAUCCUUCAUUCUCAGAGUGAACGUGCAAACUCUCACAAACUCCGUGACGAGAUUGAGAUUAUGCUCAAUGCCACAUCAAACGAGAUGUGGAACCAGUUUAACACAGUAAAUGUGUCCUUCACCAACCGUAUCUCUGAGACAGCAGAUGCCAAGAGCAAUCUACAGACUCAUCUGGCUAAGACACUUCAAGAAAUGUUCCAGACUGAAAUGCUGAUUGAAGCUCUGAAAAAGACAAUUAGAGACAAAGAGAACCCGCUUAAAGUGGCCCAAACUCGCCUGGAAGAAAGAACUCGCAGACCCAAAAUUGAGCUCUGCAGGGAUAACCCUCACCACAGGUUGAUUAAUGAGGUAAGGGAGAUUGAAGACACCAUUCAUAAGUUGAGAGAGAGGUUGAUAGAGGCUGAGAACACUCUCCAGAACCUAGUCAAGACAAAAGUGACUCUGGAGCAUGACCUGUCAAUCAAGGCCAACUCUCUGUUCCUGGAUCAGGAGAAAUGCAUGAGCAUGAGAAAAAGCUUUCCUAGCACACCUCGUCUAGUCGGUUACACUUAGGUCUCCUAUAACCCCAUCUAGCAGCUGCUUAGCCAUGGCCUGUUUGACCGACCUGUUUAACAUUUAAAAGAUAAACUACAAGAAUGAUGUCAGAACUGCUGAACAAAUUGUUCUUCUCUUUAUCUAAGUGGAACAGCACCACUCAACUCCCCAUUAUUUUCUUACUCACCUCUGUCUGUUAGGUUAAGCACACAAUAAUGAUAGUAAUGAAUAGAAUCGAUUGUCUCUUGUCCUUUGACUGUCUGGAUUCAAAAAAUCAAUAAUCCCCGAACAGUUGGUGAAGUGGUUGUGAUUUUUUAAUGAAUUAUACCCCAAAAUAAGCUUUGUUUUUAAUGCAUUUCAUCAAGUGCACUUCGAGUUUAAUCCAGCUUUGUGUGAGAAUGGCCCUUGGCACUUAGAUGUGAUGUUUGUGAGGUGUCUGUAAAGUUUGCAUGUUAAUGAAAGUGAAGUUUAAUAGUUUUAGAAAGUGAUUUGCAUGAAAAAGUUAAAAGAGUUUUAUAAAAAUUUUGCCCUCUUUUAUAAUGAUUGUUGUUCAUUAAAUGGACUUUACAUUUAUUAAAAGUUUCUUUAGUCUGAGUAGUAGUUAAAUAAACAUUAAGAUGAGAUUAAAUGCAAAGGUUCAGUUUAAUAUUUGAUCGUAACUGCUUCAGACAUCUGUUGAGAUUGUAAACCGACUCAAUCCUUUCCCACUUCCUAUCAAAGUGUGAUGUAAUUCUAACAGUUUGGAGACAGUGACCACAGCACCUUGCUUUUGUUUGUUAAGUUCAGAGUUCCAUUUUAGGACUGUCAUUGAUAAAUAAACCUGUGGUUCCCAUGAUCUUCUGAAGUACAAACACAUACUUCAGAAACAGAUGCCACAGAUAAGCAGACUCUCGGUAAAGUAUACACAGCAUCUUGGUUUGUUGAUUCAGAAGGAAAACGUGUUUGCUCUUACAAACAGCAUGCUGGUGCUCUGCUCAAACACACACAUACAACUCCUUUGGUAAGUUCAAGUCUGUUCUGUAGGUAACAUGUUUUACAAGAUGCACUUAAGAUUGUGUUUGUAUCAUGUAUCUCUAAGAAUGGUGAGUUCUGUUACUUAAA